GAGUCAUUCAAAGGGAGGCACGCCGCGGAGUGCCACCUCGUCAUCGUACUUCGAGGUUUCCUCGCUCAUCAAUGGUCGCGGUUCGAUAACGAAGGCAAAGCUAGAGAGAGAGAGAGAGAGAGAGGGAGGAGAGAGAAAGCGAAAGAGAAUAAAGAGAGAGGGGGGAGAGAGAGAGAGAAUUAAUGGAGUCGCCGCCGGAGAACGACGUGUGCUCCGUUUGCCACGACGUCUUCAGCCUCCCUUGCCAAGCCAACUGCUCCCAUUGGUUCUGUGGGCAUUGUAUACUGAGAGUGUGGCAUCAUGGGUCUGCACUUCAGCCUUGCAAGUGCCCCAUUUGUCGCCGGUUUAUUACUUUAUUGGUACCUGCAGAAGCUGCACAGCAUCAACGCCAUGAGCCAGAAGCUAGUCGGGUACUGGAGAACAUAGAGAAGUACAACCGUUUGUUUGGCGGAGGCUCGAGAAGUCUUGUGCAGAGGUUGCGGGACCUUCCUUUUUUCAUUCGAAGGAUGAUAAGAGAAUUUAUGGAUCCUCAAAGAUCCCUUCCACUUGUUUUUAGGGCGCGGAUGAUAUUUGCAAUGGCACUCAGUGGAGUCUAUGUCUUGAGCCCAGUGGACAUACUUCCAGAAGGAGUUCUUGGGCUGGUGGGUUUACUGGAUGAUUUCCUCAUACUGUUAAUUGUUUUCCUUCAUCUGGCUGCUAUAUACCGGUCUUUACUUCUUUAUCGACAUGGAGGCCAUUGACUUUCCCAUUCAUCGGAUCAUGUUUCCAUACUCAGCAGAAAGUGGAGAUGUCCUAGAUGCAUGCUCAGCUUUCAUAGAUCAGAGGAAGUAUUAUCUUAGCGCGAUGAGGUGUUGAUCCUUGCUACUUCUACAGCCAGUUGUUACUUGGCCCGGCAUCUUAUUGAAGGAGACAGUAUUUCUGUAAGCCAAGUUUUUAAGAUGGUUCUUUUAAGUGUUUUGUAAAUGUCACUGUCUUUUUCAGCCGAUUGCCUUUUGUAAACUUCACACCGCUUCCAGAUGUGUGUAUAUAAUCAUGUAGAAUCAAUAUGGACUGGUUGGUAUUUACUAUUUUCAUUUUGGAAA
Asparagus officinalis (garden asparagus) is the source of this 1082-nucleotide messenger RNA. RefSeq names its product E3 ubiquitin-protein ligase RNF170-like. Bases 183 to 740 code for a protein of 185 amino acids. The record is from RefSeq and is a predicted model, not a curated record. The transcript has 5 exons. Gene Ontology annotation, molecular function: ubiquitin protein ligase activity. NCBI's taxonomy places the organism in Eukaryota, Viridiplantae, Streptophyta, Magnoliopsida, Asparagales, Asparagaceae.